Molecule: messenger RNA, 531 nt
Organism: Microthlaspi erraticum
Lineage: Eukaryota; Viridiplantae; Streptophyta; Magnoliopsida; Brassicales; Brassicaceae
Source: the annotation of a GenBank genome assembly
AUGCAUUACCGCGUGUUUGCAAAUCGCUUUGCUUGCAAUCAACCAUCUUCCUCUCUCUCCGCCUCCAGACGAAAAAACGCUCUCCGUUUCUCUUCCCGACAUCCAAUUCCUCUGUUUUACUUUUACCCUGACCCGUCUCGUUUCUUCAGCCCCGAUCUCCUCUCAGCUCCGUCUCCGGUAACUCAUCUAUCAAAAUCUCAACGACCCACGCGGUUUUAUCGUUUUCCGGGAACAGCGAAACUCAAUAACAACCAGACGUGGCUGACUUUCGCAUCUUCGCCGAUUAAUCUGGCCAACGACGGCGGUUCUUCGAUCAAUUGCAGUGGUGGGUGUUGGGGUAUAAUCCGUGUUACCGGAUUCAAAUUCCAGAUUUUGAAUCCGAUUCGAGUUGCUGUUACCCGAUUUCCGGCGACGCUGAUUUCAAAAAGCCAUUCGCUUUGGAAUAUAAAUGGGAGAUCUCCUGAUGCUCGCUCAUCCUCUUCAUCUCAAGCUUUUAGCAACCGACGAUUGUUAGCCUCCACGGAGAUUUAG